Eremothecium cymbalariae DBVPG#7215 is the source of this 375-nucleotide messenger RNA. RefSeq lists its product as uncharacterized. The record is from RefSeq and is a predicted model, not a curated record. The coding region runs from base 1 to 375 and encodes 124 amino acids. NCBI's taxonomy places the organism in Eukaryota, Fungi, Ascomycota, Saccharomycetes, Saccharomycetales, Saccharomycetaceae. The transcript has 2 exons.
AUGUCAGCUGCUGAUUAUUACGGUACGGGUGACAAUAAACAAUCUUUCAACCGCCCGAGUGCACCACCUCCAAACCAAAGUGGCACCUAUGGUGAUACAAGGGGAUAUGAACAACAAUAUUAUGAACCUCAGAAGGCUUAUUACCAGCAGCCAGGCCCGGGAGUACAACCAGGCCCACAGCAGGGUUACCCACAGCAGGGUUACCCACAACAGGGUUAUGCGCAGCAGGGUCAUCCACCACAGCAGGGUUACUAUGGAGGCCAGCCACAGCAACCAAUUUAUGUACAACAGCAACCGGAAUCUAAGAAGGACAGUUGUCUAAUGGCCUGUUUGGCAGGUGCAUGCUUGUGCUGUACACUAGAUAUGCUAUUCUAA